Messenger RNA from Bolinopsis microptera, 2056 nucleotides. RefSeq lists its product as uncharacterized. The coding region runs from base 2 to 1105 and encodes 367 amino acids. Lineage: Eukaryota; Metazoa; Ctenophora; Tentaculata; Lobata; Bolinopsidae. The record is from RefSeq and is a predicted model, not a curated record. The transcript has 2 exons.
CAUGGGAGUAUCAGUUUUUCUAAUUUUAUCUUUGACCACGACAAUGACUAGCUAUGUUUUAGAUAAAGUUGACAUAAUGAAGCCUGUGUCCAACUAUUCUACAGAGUAUAAUAACAAGUAUAACCGUCAGCUCUGGGACAGUGCAACUCGAUCGCAUUAUUUCCAAUUGAGUAAGGACAGGAGAACACGUAUGCUCCAAGCGGCCAAACAUGCACCUAUUCACUGGGACCAUAGUAAGGACGGAGAAAGUGACGACAUUCAGAGCAUAUCAUCUGAAUAUCUGCCCAAGUGCUGUUGUCAGGAUCAGAAUUCAUCCAAACAGUUAACCGAUCGGAAGGUUGGAGUUAAACGGCCAGAACCUCCGAGUAGGAUUAAAUCUGCUUGGUGUGGAAAACCAUCUCGAUCGCAAAGUCAAUCAUCUGAUUUCGUUGUUCUCGACAUAAGAGAAGCAGAUAACCAUAAUGGCAGGGACAGCUCACUCAGUCUAAAGCGUUCUAGUAACCAAAGGAGUCCAACUCCGGCAAGUGCUUGUGAAGACGAUAGAAAGAGGCUUAGAAAACCUGGUAGUGGCUCGAGAUCAGAUACCAGAGCAUCAUCAAUUUGUAGACCAAAAUCAGCCUCCAGUUGUAGAUUAAGUGGACACAAGGAUUACAGUCGCCCCCCAAGUCGGACUUCAGAUAUCAUACCAAGUACUGGUAGGAGUAGACCUAACACUGGCGGAACUGGAAGUAGUUAUGGGACAAGUAGACCAAGUACGAGUGACACAUUCCACAGCUCUGCCUCUCGUAAAUACACCAAAUUGCCGAUAUCGUCAUCUGACGUUCAGGUCAGAACGGGAUCCAAAAUGUGCAAGAAAGGAGUCACGACUAAGCAAGCUUUUGCUCCUUUUGCAUUAUAUGGCGGCGAAAGUGAAACUGCUCGAAGUCAUGAACUGAGGGACCAUAGAGUAAAAAAUGCUGCCAAAGGUAUGGGAAUAGGAUUUCAAAAAGUAGGGUCCAGCGAGCUUAAAAAAGAAGAUGUAGACGCUACAGACUUACCAAGAGACAUUCGAUUGUGGGUCACCGAAUACCAAGGAAAUUUUAAGCAUUUUAAUCCAAUAAAAUGAUUUUGAUAAGUCUUAGUCUUACUUCGAUUUAAGGAUAAGCGCUAAACUAAAUUGAUUUUUAAACUUUCAGAGAUUUUGUCUUUUAGUACAAUAAAUAUUAAUAUUAAUAAUAUUAAUAAUAAAUAAUAUUAAUACUAUUUGGCUGUAGUAUUUGGUAUUACUAUUACUAUUGCAUAUUGGUUCUAGUUCUACUUCUAGUUCUACGCGGUGAAUGGUGAUACUGAUUGCUGAUAGUGAUACGUCUCCAAUAUUCCAUCUAAUAAUAAUAUGUUACAUAUAUUAUAUGUAAGACAAAUUUGUUUUUGGUUGUUCACGUAUAUUUGAAAGGAGUAAAAAAGGAGCCAGAAUGCAGAAAUGUGAUUUUAAUUUUAUUCAUUAUUUCAACCGUCGUUCAGUUUCACGCCAGAGUACUGAAUUUGUAAAUUGUUGUGGGAGAAAACAAGCAUUUUCCUAUUUUAUUUUUUUGAUACCGAUUAUUUCAAAGCAUACCUGGGGACCUCAGGCUAUCAUGUUCAUUCGGCGGAAUGACAGGCUGAGCGCGGCCCAGUAAUUCAAAGCUUGUGAGUGGUACUGGUAAGGGGUCGUUCACAGUUCACAUUGACAUAUUACGUACAACGUAAUCAGCAGAUGGGGAGGGCUUUUCAAAUGAUUAGGAUAGUGUAAUUUUGACACAAUAUGCAAAAGCUAUGUUUAAAACUGAUUACGGAGGUGGGAGGGGGUUAAAAUUGUCCAAAAAGUGAUUUCGUAAUAUUAUAAAUAUAUGUGAACGACCCCAAAAAUGACAAAGUUUUGAUGAUGCUACUUUGUACUUAUUUAUAUUACGACAAUGAAAGUUAUUUAUAAUGAUUUCUUAUUUCACAUAGCCAUGAGUCUACGCGUACUGCGUAAAAUAAUAAAAUCCAGUGAGUGUGCCGCUACUGCAACUGCAACAUGCAAGAGAAAGGGCUUUGA